UAAAAACUAAAACCUUUCUCUCUCAACUCAGUCCUAAAAUCUCCGCUGCGAACACCAAAACCCCCUCUUUCUCAAUCUCCGUCGCUACACCGCAACCAGUGCACCACCGCCACUGGCACUAGAGCACCACCACACCAAGCACUCAGUGAAAGUAUUUAAUCAUGAGAGAAUUGAAAAUGGGUGGGAAGAGAAAGAGGGAUGAAGGAGAAUCUGCUGCUGCUGAAGAAGAAAGAGAAGUAAACCCUUCGAGUAAUAAGAAAAGUCAGGUAUUACCAUCUACAAUAAAGAAUAAGGACAAGAGAGCUGCUGUUCAUUCCAAAAUCAAGCAUGAAAAGAAACUUGCUAAACGAAAGAAGCAAAAGGAUCGUGAAGCUAAGGAAAAGAAAGCUAUGGACCUAGGAGAAGAGCUACCUCCUAGACCAGUUCCACAUACUAUUGAAAACCAAAGGGUGCCUGAUGAAACCAUUUGUAGGCCUGACGAUGAAGAGUUAUUUGCUGGGAAUGAUGCGGAUGAGUUCAGUGGGAUUCUGAAACGAGAAUUUACACCAAAAAUCUUGAUCACCACGUGUCGUUACAACUCUACUAGAGGACCAGCUUUCAUUUCGGAACUACUCACAGUGAUUCCAAAUGCUCAUUAUUUCAAGAGAGGAACCUAUGACUUGAAAAAGAUUGUUAAAUAUGCAAAUAAAAAAGAAUUCACGUCUAUAAUGGUUGUCCACACUAACCGAAGGGAGCCAGAUGCUCUUCUCAUUAUUGGCUUACCUGAUGGACCAACUGCACAUUUUAAGCUCUCCAGUCUAGUCUUGCGCAAGGAUAUUAAGAAUCAUGGUAAUCCAACUCGUCACAUGCCUGAACUUGUGAUGACUAAUUUCACGACACGUUUGGGACACCGUGUUGGGAGGAUGAUACAAUCACUCUUCCCUCAAGAUCCUAAUUUUCGAGGAAGAAGGGUUGUGACUUUCCACAAUCAGCGUGAUUUCAUUUUCUUUCGACACCACAGGUACAUUUUUGACCAGAAAGAAAUCAAGCCUCUCGAUGGGAAGAGUAAAAAGAAAGAAGCCAAGGAAGAGAAGGAGAAGAAGCUUGGAAAAGUGUUUACUCGCCUGCAGGAAUGUGGUCCGCGCUUCACGCUAAAGUUGGUCAGUUUACAGCAUGGAACAUUUGAUACUAAAGGAGGGGAAUUCGAAUGGGUUCACAAGCCGGAAAUGGAUACGAGCCGCAGGAGAUUUUUCUUGUGAGCUUUUAGAGAUAUUGCAGGAAGAAUCGUGUUGCAUGGAAGGAAGGUUCUUUUCCUCUUCUUUUCCAAGUUACUUGGUGAAAGGAGUAAAAUUUUUGUAGGUAUUUUCUCAAUGAGCUACAGCAAACCUUGUUUGUCGACAUAUUGUAAAACUUCUUGGAUUCUGAUAGGUAAUUAACUCAUAUAAACACAAACCAUUGCUGUUUUGAUGAUUUCAUGGGUUGGUCAAUUCUGAUUGUCAAUGUAGUCGUGGGUUAUUGUUCUUAUUUAUUGAUAAAAGUUUCGCGUCAUAUUACUGGUGAUGCAUUGUCAGUUAGGAUUUAAAAUUAUAUGGAAGAGUUUAUUUUUGCUCUCA
Papaver somniferum (opium poppy) is the source of this 1592-nucleotide messenger RNA. RefSeq names its product ribosome production factor 1-like. Gene Ontology annotation, cellular component: preribosome, large subunit precursor; nucleolus. The record is from RefSeq and is a predicted model, not a curated record. The transcript is spliced from 12 exons. Gene Ontology annotation, biological process: maturation of 5.8S rRNA; maturation of LSU-rRNA. NCBI's taxonomy places the organism in Eukaryota, Viridiplantae, Streptophyta, Magnoliopsida, Ranunculales, Papaveraceae. Gene Ontology annotation, molecular function: rRNA primary transcript binding. Bases 162 to 1238 code for a protein of 358 amino acids.